Molecule: messenger RNA, 918 nt
Organism: Elgaria multicarinata webbii
Lineage: Eukaryota; Metazoa; Chordata; Lepidosauria; Squamata; Anguidae
Product: mas-related G-protein coupled receptor member H-like
Exons: 2
Coding region: 1-918 (305 amino acids)
Biological process (GO): G protein-coupled receptor signaling pathway
Cellular component (GO): membrane
Molecular function (GO): G protein-coupled receptor activity
Source: RefSeq, a predicted model, not a curated record
AUGAACAAUUCCAACCUGACAUCCCUUUCCUCUUUGGAGGCUACAGAGGAUUGUAAUGGAACUGCUGUCCCAACCAAUAAUAGCUCAGGUCACGACUUAAGUGAACGUCCUACACCGGACCCUAUUUUCUGGUUGGCAAUUUUUUUAAUCUGUUGUUUUGGACUUCUUGGGAAUGGAAAUGUCAUCUGGCUUCUUAGGUUCCGUAUAAAAAGGAAGCCUUUUACAACCUUCAUCCUGAAUUUGGCUGUUGCUGACCUGCUGGUCCUACUAUAUGUAUUACGGUAUUUGAUUAAGCAUUUGGCAUGGCUGUUCUUUUACUUAUUAUUUUUCUUCACAUACAGCAUUAGCCAAUUCCUUCUGGCAGCCAUCAGCAUCGAGAGGUGUGUGUCUGUCCUCUUCCCAAUUUGGCAUCGAUGCCACCGGCCAACACACUUGUCCACCACUGUGUGUGCUCUCAUAUGGGUCAUCUUCUCCUUGCUCUUUGCAAUUUCCAUCACUCCCCAUCUGACUAUUUGGUUUAACCUUUUUUACACAAUGGACUACCAGUGCAUUGCAAAUGCCUUGCUUUGCCUUCCCCUCAUGGCUAUCUCCUCUCUCAUCCUUUUUAUCAAAGUCUGUUUUAAAUCAAAAAAGAAUCACCGGAGAAGACUUUUAAGAACAAUCUUGCUUACUCUCCUCUUCUUCCUUAUAUUUGCUUUUCCACUGAAUGCUACUCUAUUCAUCGCCUUUUUUGGAAUUGAAUCCACGGAUUAUAAACAUCUAUUUGACUAUGCCCUCAUGGGUGCUGCCAUAAACAGCAGUGUUAAUCCACUGAUAUAUUUCCUAGUUGGGAGAAAGAAGAGCCAGUCUAGAGAGAAUAUGAAAAUUAUCCUCCAGAGAGUUUUCAGGGAAGAGGAGGAAAUGGAAACUGCAGUUUAA